Molecule: messenger RNA, 705 nt
Organism: Fulvia fulva
Lineage: Eukaryota; Fungi; Ascomycota; Dothideomycetes; Mycosphaerellales; Mycosphaerellaceae
Product: Splicing factor 3A subunit 2
Exons: 1
Coding region: 1-705 (234 amino acids)
Biological process (GO): spliceosomal complex assembly
Cellular component (GO): nucleus; catalytic step 2 spliceosome; U2-type prespliceosome
Molecular function (GO): nucleic acid binding; zinc ion binding
Source: RefSeq, a predicted model, not a curated record
AUGGACUACCAAAACCGCGCGGGCUCCAAAUUCGGCGGCGGCGGCGUCGCCUCCCAAUCCGCAACCAACGCAGACCGCCGCGAACGCCUCCGCAAACUCGCGCUCGAAACCAUCGACCUCGAUAAAGACCCCUACUUCUUCAAGAACCACGUCGGCUCCUUUGAAUGCAGGCUCUGCUUAACCGUCCACCAGAACGACGGCUCCUAUCUCGCGCACACCCAGGGACGGAAACAUCAGACAAACUUGGCGCGGCGCGCUGCGAAAGAUGCGCAGCUAGCGAAGGGGAAGGAGGAUGGCGGAUACACCGGUGCGAACGCCGUGGUGGUCAAGAGGAACGUCGUGAAGAUUGGACGGCCGGGCUAUUCCAUCACCAAAACCCGCGAUCCCAUCACACGGCAAGAAGGACUCCUCUUCUCGCUCCAGUACCCCGAGAUCGCACAAGGUGUCGAGCCCAAAGUGCGCUUCAUGUCCGCGUACGAGCAGAAAGUGGAGGAUCCACCGGACAAGGCGUUCCAAUACCUGCUGGUGGCGGCCGAGCCGUACGAGACGUGUGGGUUUAAGAUCCAGGCGAGGGAGGUGGAUCGCAGGGAGGAGAAGUUUUGGACGUGGUGGGAUGGUGAUAGUAGGCAGUUUUGGUGUCAGGUGAACUUCAAGACGGAGCGGGAGGAGAGGUUUAGUGGCGUGCCAGGACUGUCGAGAAGAUGA